AGUUUAUUGCAUGGUAGCAUUUAAACAAAUUAGAUUCAAAUCUUAUUCUUGAAGCCUUAAAGAAUAUGAGAAGAAAACUUUAUACCAUUAUAGGCUAGAAUAUUAAUUUAGCAUUAGUAUUCUAAUUCUUACCUUUUCAAUAUUUCUGGCUCUUGUUUUCUUCAUUAAUUCCACCAUUCCAAUUUUUGAUCCUUAAUAACAACAAAGAACCUUUCCUAGAGUUUUUUAUGGUACCACAAAAUUUUUUUGAGGGGUGAAAUUCUUAGAGUGAAUUUAGAUGAAUGAGAAUAAGAUUGAUUAUUUAGGAAGGAUUCAACAAAACCAUAUACUAAAUGGUGAUUUUAAUUCUGAGCUAGGAAAUUGUUCUAGUCAAUAUUUUGAUAUUAGAAAUGCUUCAAAUAUUGGAAAUUUUAGUCAACAAUUUUCUAUGGAACAAUCACCAUAUAUAGUUCAAAGUCAAAACCAAGGAGUUCAAGGAAAAUCAUCAUCUAACACAAUUAUAAGCCGUUUUGAGUCACCAACUUCAGCUUUUUAUGCAACUGAAAUUUGCAUGGGAUUUCCACAAUAUGAUUACCAAGUUGGUAAUAAUAAUAAUAAUGGUUUUCAACAAUUUUCUAAUAAGGUUAAUGAUUUAGAAUUUCCUUUGUAUCAAUGUCCAAGGGAAAAUAAUAAUCUCUACCUUGAUUCAACAAAUCAAACAACUAGUCACAAUUUUGAGUUGUCAAAUUUAAACACUUUACAACCAUUGAUUAGAUCUCAAUUAAAUAGUGAUCAAUGUUGUAGAUCUCCUGAAAAAUCCAAUGGUGGAAAUUUUCUAUUCAUUGAUGAUGCUGCUACAAUUAGUAUGAGUCCAUUAAUUCAUUCUAAUGGAAAUCAUGAUCAUAAAGUUUCUUGUGGUUCAUAUGAUUUUCCUGUUUCACAACUGAAUUUCUCUUAUCAGCAAGAGAAAUUGUCUCCAUCAAUGUCAACAUGUUCUGGAAAUCAUGUUUCUAAUGGAUCAUCAGUUUCAAGUAAAACAAGAAUAAGAUGGACUCAAGAUCUUCAUGAGAAAUUUGUUGAGUGUGUGAAUCGUCUUGGAGGCGCCGAGAAGGCAACACCAAAAGCUAUAUUGAGGCUGAUGGAAUCAGAUGGAUUAACAAUCUUCCAUGUUAAAAGUCAUUUGCAGAAAUAUAGAAUUGCAAAAUAUAUGCCAGAACCAGCUCAGGGGAAAUCUGAGAAAAGAAGUCAUGCAGAGAAUGUGAAUCUUGAUGUCAAAUCUGGAUUGCAAAUUAGAGAGGCACUUCAACUUCAGCUAGAUGUUCAGAGACGUCUUCAUGAACAACUAGAGAUUCAGAGAAAAUUACAGUUAAGAAUUGAGGAACAAGGAAAGCAGCUAAAGAUGAUGUUUGAUCAACAGCAGAAGAGAACUAGUAGUAGUGACCAAUUGGACACUCAGAAUUUGGACAAUACAUCAAAUAAUGAUAAACCAAUUAGUCCUAAAGAUAUUGAGGCUUCAAUUUUUGAAGGGUCUGAAAAUAAUCCCUUAUUCCCUUCAAAGAUAAGUUAGGUCUCAUACUCAUAAGCUGAUAUAUCUCAUAAGUGAAAGUGAACCACACCAUACAAUUUUGUAAUGGGAAGUAAAUUAGUCUUAUUGUUGUCCUACAAGUCCAAAUUUAGUAAAUAAGUAAGUAUAUAUAUAUAUGAUAUGAUAUGAGUGUGCUGCAACUUUUUCAUUCCUUUGAAAACACAUUAUAGUUUGUUAAUUUAUAAUGUUUCACACAGAGAGUUUUUGUAUAAGCUCAAUGCAGGGUUGUUUUUUAUUUUUUACCCUACCUCUGCAUUUAAAGAAAGAUCAAUGCAUAUUAUUAUUUUUUGUUUUUGUGUAAACCAGAUAUUCUCUGCACGUAAUUGUAGAGAUUAAUAUUACGAAACUCUCUCUAAGAGUUUUAUCGCUGCUUGCAUGAUCUUUUCAAUUACUUUUAAGUUCCAUCAUGUAAUUUCAAAUUCCCUCAUAAGUAGUCCUUGUUGUCAUAUUCUCAAUCAUUCAUGUAGUGAUGACAUGGCAAAGUUUGAGCCAUGUGUACUUUGACUCAUGUUGAUUUUAGUAUGAUGUGGCCUAUAGAUUAUUAAUUCAACAUUUUAAUUAAUUUAAAAAAAUUACAAAUCAGAAAAACACAAAAGAGUA
Trifolium pratense (red clover) is the source of this 2164-nucleotide messenger RNA. RefSeq names its product myb family transcription factor PHL5-like. NCBI's taxonomy places the organism in Eukaryota, Viridiplantae, Streptophyta, Magnoliopsida, Fabales, Fabaceae. The transcript is spliced from 6 exons. Bases 278 to 1546 code for a protein of 422 amino acids. Gene Ontology annotation, molecular function: DNA binding; DNA-binding transcription factor activity. The record is from RefSeq and is a predicted model, not a curated record.